This is a messenger RNA of Chara braunii, 3032 nucleotides long. Lineage: Eukaryota; Viridiplantae; Streptophyta; Charophyceae; Charales; Characeae. The record is from the annotation of a GenBank genome assembly.
GAGCGCAAGGGUUCCUCCGACUGAGAGGAUCAGUGUGGUGGUGGUUUCCUCCGUCGGAUGGCAUCGGUGCCUCCGCUGCUGGGCGAUAUCUGGACUGAUAUUGAAGGAAGAGUGACUUCUUGGAAUGGAGCUGCUAUGGAGCGAAAAUCGGACAUGGCUGGCAAGGAAUUGGUUGGGACAUCUGCAGUUGUUGGAUCGGCGCAGUCCUUUGCAGUCGGCGCGGGACUGACGAAAGCAGGCGCUGAGGAGAGAGUCGGCGCAAGCAAGCGGCCUUCUACGUCCACCGGAGGCACAGGCGAAACUGAUUGGCUGAAAAGCACAGGAUGGGAAGGGGGGAAGCUUCACCGAUCAGACAACGAGAGAAACGAGUUUUGUUGCCGAAAAGAGCCAUCUGACGUACCAGAUACUCCGCCGGACAGUGAGGAAUGUCCGAUUACCCAGUUCACGGGAAAUGGGGCAGGGAGCUCAAAACAGGUUGCCAUGCGUGCAGUGGAAGGGUUUCAGGGUUGGCGAUUGGGGAGCCGCACGCCCGGAAAUCUGUCGAGCUGCAUUGCCGCUGUCAUGAAGCCUAAACGAGGAUCGCUACCUGAACUUGCACGCACAAUACGACAAAGCGGAUGUGCGGCCAUCGGUGAGCACCAUGCUCCUCAGUUGUGGCAAACGAUCCUUUGCUGUCUCAGGCCUGGUAGCACCCGAAAACAAAGCUGCAGAGGCCUUCGGACAGGAAAUACAUCUGAAUCAGACCCCUUUAGCCGAGAAGAGCAGAUUGUGCCUGCAGUGGCCGCUCCCCUCCACCCCCCCUAUGUCCCCAGAUUGUCGAGGGAUUCGAAAAUCUGUCACGAUCAGCCACUAAGAAACAUCACAACAGGGAUGCCGAUGUCGAUCCCAAGCAGUCCGUCGCAGGGGCUCAUGCCGCCCAUGCGCCCGGAGGACGUUGGCAAGAAGACGCUGGUCCUGGAUCUAGAUGAGACCUUGGUUCAUUCCUCAUUCAAGCCAAUACCCAAUGCAGAUUACAUUAUUCCCGUCGAGAUCAACAAGAGGAUGACAGAUGUGUAUGUGCUGAAGCGGCCAUGGGUCGAUCACUUCAUGAAGAAGAUGGGCCAGAGGUUUGAGGUAAGUACGCUAUGCAUCUCGCUUGCCUUCACGCAACUUCUCAUGUACUUUCAGGGGAAGACUGAUGAUGCGUAUGGCACGGUGUUCUGCACUAGAGGGCAGCAGGGGGAAGAGCAGAAUGGAGAAAACGGGGCCGAGAGCGAUGACUGUAAGGAGGAGGUGUGUCUCUAGCAAGCUCUGAAUGGGAGCGCAAAUCGAACGGUGAAGUGACAUAUGGAUAAGCAACUCUCAAGCAUCGACAGAGAGCUGACGGGUGCUCGCUGCCCAUAUUGCGAUGCGAUUCGCCGGCUUAUAUGUCAGUCAGUAGCAAGCCACAACAGUUCCUUACAACCGUUCUUCGUCUGGCACAGCUUCUUUCACACAGUGAGUGUUUUGGCGGCUGUCAUUUGGUGAUGACAGGGAAAUGCCAAGGAUCAUUAUUACCAUUUCAAUGAUUUCAUACCCUUUUCAUAAUUUCUCACGACUACUUCACAAUGAUAGGUUUUUUCAUUAUUAUCCUGCACACGCAUUUGCAAAUGUCAUUUUGAAAUUGCCACUGUUGUGUGCUGCAGUUUGUUGUGCGCUUUUUACACCUCAGCUCAGUGGUGCGCCGAAUGCGGUCAUUCGUUGACUGUGCUGCUUUUCAAGCUAGCGGAAGCAGCGGUCAUGUGCUCUCUUGGUCUUGGUUUGCCCCAUUGCUUAGCUUUUGGUAGUAGCUCACUGUAGCUGUAUAUUCUUGAAUUCCUGUGAUUUGUAUUUACUAUUUAAUAUUUAUGUAAUUUUAUUACUCGGUUUUUCCAUGCAAGCUUGGACAAAUGUGGCACCGAUUCGGCAUGAAGGGAGAACCGACUUCAACAGUUUUGCCUGUGUGUUGUCAGGCAAACAGAUCAAAGUCAGUCCACCUGAUGAUGAAAAGGCCCGGCAUUUGUCCUCUACGCUCUCCGCAUUUACAUGGGAAAACUUUCUAACAGAGGAGGAAGGUAUGGAGUGUAUGGACCCGUAGUCUGCGACUUUACGGAGGCUUGUUUCUUGUUUUUCUAAUACCAGAGGAGGAAGGCUGGUAAUGCUGCCACAAAGUUAGCAUCGACAUGAUGCAAGCAUGUCGCAUGAGGUGGAUUGGCAAGGUGGACAAAUCGGAUCAUUGUAAUUCGCGGUGAUGAUUCCCAUUGGCUCAAGAGUGGAAGGAUUGGGAUUCCUUGGCAGUGCGAUGUCGAGGAGCGUUGGGAGCGACGAAGAUGGUUACGCCACGAUAACAAAGCUCUCCUCAUCUUCUUCUUUUUCAGUAUACUAUUGUAAUUCGCAGCGGGGGAAAUCAGAUCAGCCAGCAGAGAUCUGCGUGCGUGCCUGUAUGUCCUUGCCCAUCCAGGUGUAAGUCUUUACCUGUGCGACACUCAACCCGGUUUUCCGGCAGGUGACGCGCCCCACCAAUAGACGGGAGCAACCACUGACAGGGAUUGCUAGGGAGCGUUUGUCAUACCACUCCCUCUGGCAGCCUUCCCCCCCCCCUCCCCCGCUGAGGUUUUCACAAAAAAAAAAAAAAAAAAAAAAAGUAUUUUGGGUAGGCAUUGUCCAAUGGAUGGAGGCAAGAAUCCCAGUUACAUGCAGAUGAAUUGCCUGGAUGUUUCAGUUAAAGCAGGAUGAUCGUGUCCCUACCGGUAGGCUGAACUCUCUCUCUCUAUAUAUAUAUAUAUAUAUCGUCAAAUAGAUAUAUAUAUAUAUAUAUAUAUAUAUAUCGUCAAAUAGAACUGCCCGGUAAACCGUAGGCAGAGAGGGAGAAGAGGACAACAAACGAGGGGCUGUGAAUGGAAAGAUGUCCGAGUGGUCGAUGGUGUAGUAUUGGAAAUGCUAUGUAAACUUUAGUUUACCGAGGGUUCAAGUCCCUCUCUUUCCGUUUUUUCUAUUGCUCUUAAAAAGAACGUAAACAAAUGAUAUUUAUUUAG